Messenger RNA from Pichia kudriavzevii, 987 nucleotides. RefSeq lists its product as uncharacterized. Bases 1 to 987 code for a protein of 328 amino acids. The transcript has a single exon. Gene Ontology annotation, biological process: negative regulation of protein kinase activity; eisosome assembly; endocytosis. The record is from RefSeq and is a predicted model, not a curated record. Gene Ontology annotation, molecular function: lipid binding. Gene Ontology annotation, cellular component: eisosome filament; plasma membrane. NCBI's taxonomy places the organism in Eukaryota, Fungi, Ascomycota, Pichiomycetes, Pichiales, Pichiaceae.
AUGCAUCGUACAUACUCCAUGAGAUCGUCGAGGGCGCCAACUGCGACCCAAUUGGCGACUCCUCCACCUCCACCAUCGUCUACUAAGGGUAAGUUCUUUGGUACUACUUCCAUUGCCAAUGCGUUCAGGAAACAAGCUGCAGGUUCGUUUGGUCCAGAAAUGGCUAGAAAGUUGUCCCAACUGAUCAAGAUUGAGAAGUCAUUGGAGAGAUCCUUAGAGGCUGUCUCUAAUGAACGGAAAUUGGUUGCAAAGCAAUUGUCUCUUUGGGGGGCUGAUAAUGAUGAUGAUGUCUCUGAUGUCACUGACAAGAUUGGUGUGUUACUCUAUGAGAUUGGUGAAUUGGAAGACCAGUUUAUUGAUAAGUAUGACUUGUACAGAAUCACAUUGAAGGGAAUCAGAAAUAUCGAGGCUUCUGUUCAGCCUUCAAGGGACCGUAAAAUUAAAAUCACUGAUGAAAUUGCCCAUUUGAAAUAUAAAGAUCCUCAAUCUCCUAAAAUUGCCGUUUUAGAGCAAGAAUUAGUGAGAGCAGAAGCAGAAUCAUUGGUUGCUGAAGCUCAAUUAUCAAAUAUCACAAGAGAAAAAUUAAAGGCUGCAUUUAAUUAUCAAUUUGAUUCAUUACGUGAAUUAACUGAAAAGAUGGCUCUUAUUGCAGGUUAUGGUAAGGCUCUAUUGGAAUUACUGGAUGAUUCUCCUGUUACACCUGGUGAAACUAGGCCUGCCUAUGAUGGUUAUGAAGCUUCAAAGCAAAUUAUUAUUGAUGCUGAAAAUGCAUUAACUUCUUGGACUUUGGAUAAUUCCUAUUUAAAGGAACCAUUAUUAUCGAUCCAUCAAGGUGUCGAUGACGUUUAUACUGUUCCAGAAGGUGUCACUGAAGGUGAAUGGGUUGAACAAGUUGAUGAAGAUGAAGAUCAUCAUCACGAAAAUGAACAUGAAGAUGAGAAUGAACAUGAAGAUCUUGCCCAAGAUGAAGAAGUUGUUGAACAUUGA